AUGACCGCCUCCUCAUAUCUCCAAUCCCUCCAAAAAGACGGCUUCGUCGUCAUCCCCUCUGUCAUCCCACCAUCCUCCCCGGAAUUCACCACGCUCAUCCACGCCGCCACACAUGCCACAACCCGCACCCGCACAGGCUCCUGGCCUCACUUCCGCACCGUCCCCAAACAGUUCCCGCCCUGGCCAACAAACGUCCCACCCCCGGCCUCCGAAGGCGGCAUCUGGGGCGUCCAGCACCUCCUCCACCCCGACAUGCCGGGGCGGACCGAGUUCGCAAAGUUCUACUUCGACGAGCGCAUACUAGCCGUUGUGGAAGAGCUACUAGGCCACCCGAAUUCCAACUCCAGCACUGCUAAUGGAGGAGCGGAGAAGCCCGAGAGUCUAGUCAUGGAACUGUUUAACCUGCUCGUCGCGCCUGAGAACCAUGACUUCGCGCUGCGCUGGCAUAGAGAUGAUAUCCCCGCCGAUGUUUCGCCCGAGGAGGAGGAGCGGUUGCUCGCGUCGAAGAGCCCCGGUGGUCGACAGUCGCACGCGCAAUAUAAUCUUGCGCUGUGUGAGGACGCUUCGCUGAUUGUUGUGCCCGGGUCCCAUAGGCGUGUGCGCACGGAGACAGAGCGUAAUGCGGAUCCUUAUGAGGAUAAUAUGCCGGGGCAGUUGGUUGUACAGCUCCAGCCUGGGGAUGCGGUGUUUUAUGAUAGCAAUAUCUUGCACCGUGGGGUUUACAAGGCGAAGAGGGAGGGGGCGGAGGAGUCGAGGUUGACUCUGCAUGGGAGUGUUGGGGUUAAAGAGCCUGGGACUGGCACAGGGCCCAGUAAGGCUGAGGAGAAGAAGGUGAGAGCGACGGCGGUGUUGCAGCAUGGCGUUGGGGCUUGGGUGCACAGGGAGGACGCGGCGUUUGGGAUUGGGGAUAGGGCGGAAAAAAUGAGGGCGAAUUUGGUUGCGAUGGGGACUGGUGAGGGAGUUGGGUUUUCCUUGCAGGGCUGA
This is a messenger RNA of Aspergillus versicolor CBS 583.65, 984 nucleotides long. RefSeq names its product phytanoyl-CoA dioxygenase family protein. Bases 1 to 984 code for a protein of 327 amino acids. The transcript has a single exon. Lineage: Eukaryota; Fungi; Ascomycota; Eurotiomycetes; Eurotiales; Aspergillaceae. The record is from RefSeq and is a predicted model, not a curated record.